Sitophilus oryzae (rice weevil) is the source of this 1757-nucleotide messenger RNA. RefSeq names its product protein odd-skipped. NCBI's taxonomy places the organism in Eukaryota, Metazoa, Arthropoda, Insecta, Coleoptera, Curculionidae. Gene Ontology annotation, molecular function: RNA polymerase II transcription regulatory region sequence-specific DNA binding; DNA-binding transcription factor activity, RNA polymerase II-specific. Gene Ontology annotation, cellular component: nucleus. Gene Ontology annotation, biological process: regulation of transcription by RNA polymerase II; embryonic pattern specification; embryonic hindgut morphogenesis. The record is from RefSeq and is a predicted model, not a curated record. The transcript has 3 exons. Bases 215 to 1270 code for a protein of 351 amino acids.
GGUAGCUCUACUACGCGCAACGGUGGUCCGCUUGCUUGUUUUGCACCAGUUUAUCAUAGCUUGCUGUGUCAGUGAGUUGGACGCAUGUCAGUCACGUCAAAUUGAAAGUGUCAAAAUAUACAGCGUUGUGCUUGCCGUUGACGGGCGGUUUCGAGUUUGUGCGCGCCCGUUGAAAGAACUUUUGUGCGAUUUUUUUUGAGUUAUUUGAAUAAAUAUGAACGGGAAUAUGUUUGAAAGUGAUGAAGAAUGUGCAAAAAGAGUGUUAAUACCGCCAGAACUUCACGGUACCAGAAUCAAGCAAGAAGCCGAUUUUUCAACUUCACCUCUUCUUACACCCCCUCACACCCCUACAUACACUCAGCAUUCACCUCCCCAGUUCUGCUCAGAACCCCUUCAGAACCACAACAACAACUGGUACCAAACAGCCAUAGACAAAAUGGCGGAAAGAUCUUACUAUCCAGGACCCAGGAUGCAACCCAUUCCUGGCAGUCUUCCACCCACCGUACCAGGAACUUUGGUACCCUUUCAUCCGACCUACACCCCUGCCAUCAUGAGCCAUUGGCUGAGGAACGCGGCAGCUAUGUACCAUCCGUCUAGGUACCCGAUUUCUGAUUAUAGGAGAGUACCUGUUAGGCCAAACGCACUGUUUCCUUCGAGUCCCAAGAUGGGAGGGAAUGCCAGACCUAAGAAGCAGUUUAUUUGCAAGUACUGUAACAGGCAGUUUACUAAAAGCUAUAAUUUGUUGAUACACGAAAGAACUCACACGGAUGAGAGACCUUACAGUUGUGACAUUUGUGGGAAAGCUUUCAGGAGGCAGGAUCAUUUGAGAGAUCACAGAUACAUCCAUUCAAAAGAAAAACCCUUCAAAUGCACAGAAUGUGGAAAAGGCUUCUGCCAAUCCAGAACACUAGCAGUCCACAAGAUCCUUCACAUGGAAGAGUCACCUCACAAGUGUUCCGUUUGCUCCAAGGCGUUCAAUCAGCGUUCCAACCUCAAAACACACUUCCUGGUUCACACAGAGAGGCCUCUGGAGUGUUCCAGGUGUCAGAAAUUCUUCGUAUCCUUCCAUGAGUUAAAUAACCACGAAAUCUACCAAUGUGGUGUGAAGAAGGAUGAAAUCAGAAGAGAGGAGGCUCAUACGACUGUGGAAAUGGAGAAGAACAUCAGCUUGUUGGAUUUGUCGAAGAAAGAAGAUAAGGAGCCUUGCAAAAAUAGUUCAGAGAAACCUAAAAAAUUAGGGUUCACGAUAGAAGACAUCAUGAAAAGAUAACUUGGUUGCCGAAUUUGUUUUUAUGUUAAAUUAUUAUUAUAUAGAUACCAAAGAGUGUUUAUACGUAUCGAUGUUAGAGUCAUUCUUACUACCUCCAUACUAAUGUCAAAAAUGAUAUAGUUACCUUUGAAAUUUUAGUUUUUAUAUACCUAUAACUUUUAUUAAUCCAAAAAUUGUAGCAUAACAGUAUUCCGUAUUGUCUAUGCCUUAUCGGCCCAAAAAUUCUGUUUUUUUUGCCACUGGAAAGAAUUUGUGGAAAGGAAUCCAUCUUUUUUUUUGCUUUUUACUAGCAAAAGAAAUUUGUCUAAUCGACAAAAAAAGCUUGGAGCUUCAGGAGAAAAACACAAAGAAACAACAGUUUCAAGAUAUCUACUAUUCAAAAACAAUUUAUUUUUUAGCAGAUCUAUUAUAGACAGUUGGCGAUCUGUUAAAAUUAGUGUUUAGAUAUUUAUAUAGUUUUUUCUUUUUUUCUUGUUUUUAUUUCUGA